GAAUUGAUCACAGCUCUCGCAAUGACAACCCCAGAAACCCCCGACAAAACAACAAUCACAAUCCUCCUCCUCGGAGACCCAGGAUGCGGCAAAUCGACAUUCCUUUCCUCCUUAAAAACCCCCCUCGUCAGACCCUCACACCCAAACAACCCAUCCCCAGUCUCAAUCACAAAACCAGAAACCCUCCGCGACACAGACCAACCCUUCCUCUACGACAUCCGGUUCUCGCGCAAAUCAUUCACACUCGAGUUCUUCGACACCGCGAGCCCGAAUCAGCAUUGGACGAUGCUACGGCCUGAUGUUGUGGUGCUUGCUUUUGAUAUUUCGGAGAGGGUGUGUUUGGAGGGGUUGAGGGGGUGGCGCAACGAAAUAACACUACACUUCCAACACGGCUACGGCGAGAAAAUCCCCGUUAUGAUGCUCGGUCUUAAGCGGGAUUUGAGAGUUGAGGGUGAGGGUGUUAUUUAUCCGCAGGAGACAUACCGCAUUGCGCAGGAACUGCGCUGUGAUCGGUAUGCGGAGUGUUCGGCUGUUACAGGAGAGUUGCUUGCGGAGACGUUUGAGGAUAUUUCGAGGAUGGGGGCUAUGGCGAGGGCGGGGAAGGGCGGGGAGAGCGAUGGGGGGUGUAGUAUUUUAUAGUGGAUUUCUGUUGUGGUUAUGGUUGAUUUUGUUAGGGCUGGAGUUGGUGUUAUGAUACCCGUUUCUGUUACCGUUUUCUGGAUAUGAACAUAGUUGUAUGGACACAGCUUCCUUUUCGUAUGGACAAUGGGUAUAAGUAAACUAGUCCAGAUAUAUCUCGUCCCGUAACCGCUGCAGAUUCCGAAAUAUCCCACCCCCAGGCCCCUCACUCUCCUGCCGCCGAUGCCCCGUCGUCCUCCCAUCACUCCUCUGCUGCUGUCCCUCUCCCUGUCCCUGCUGCCCCGAUCCACCUUGUUGAC
Molecule: messenger RNA, 938 nt
Organism: Aspergillus glaucus CBS 516.65
Lineage: Eukaryota; Fungi; Ascomycota; Eurotiomycetes; Eurotiales; Aspergillaceae
Product: putative Rho-like small GTPase
Exons: 4
Coding region: 22-639 (205 amino acids)
Biological process (GO): small GTPase-mediated signal transduction
Molecular function (GO): GTP binding; GTPase activity
Source: RefSeq, a predicted model, not a curated record